Molecule: messenger RNA, 924 nt
Organism: Linnemannia hyalina
Lineage: Eukaryota; Fungi; Mortierellomycota; Mortierellomycetes; Mortierellales; Mortierellaceae
Source: the annotation of a GenBank genome assembly
AUGCUUCUCGAUCCAGCUAUUAGGGACUGGGUGUUGAUCCCGAUUAUGAUUGUCAUGGUUCUCGUCGGUGUGGUCCGUCACCAGGUCACCGUCCUCCUGAACGGAACCCCCAAGAAGGCCGAUCUCAAGUCUGCCCGCGAAACUAAGGCACUGCAGCGCUGCGGCCUUCUCCGUGCACACGGAGUCCACAUCCCCGAACACGCCUUCCACGGCCGCAAGGCCUUUCUUUCUGAGGCCUUUGAGAAGGGCACCUACCUGAAGGAGACCAAUACAGGAAACAAGCCCCGAGGAAACGUCAUGCAGGAUCCCGCCUAUGUCGAGACCAUGAUGGACGGCAUGAAGAAGAACAUGAUGAAUAUCGUCCCCCAGACCGUCAUCAUGGGCUGGAUCAACUUUUUCUUCUCUGGCUUCGUUCUCGUCAAGUUGCCUUUCCCUUUGACGGUCAGGUUCAAGGGCAUGUUGCAGCGUGGAGUGGAGACUCACGAUAUGGACGUCUCCUGGGUCUCGUCCUUGUCGUGGUACUUCCUUAACUUGUUCGGUCUCCAGAGUGUCUUUACCCUCAUCUUGGGCAGCGGACAUGCUGCUGACGCGAUGCGUGAUAUGCAGGCAAUGUCAACCAUGGGAAUGGGCGCCGCCGCCGGCCCCAACUUGAGCCCUACCGGCCAGCCCCAGGACAUGCACAAGAUCUUUUUGGCCGAGAAGGAGAAUUUGGAUUUGACCGAGCACGAGUGGGGACUGGAGAAUGUCGAGACUCGUCUGUUGGUCAAGUAUGGCAAGAAGCCUGCCUCUGUUCUUUUGGAUCAGAAGAAGGCCAAGAUUGCCAAGCUCGCUGGACGUCAGGCCACGAAGGAGUUUGCUGCGGUGGCUGCUCCCUCGGCCGCUGCUGCUAAUGCUUCCAGGAAGAAGGGCAGGAGACAGGUUUAA